Teleopsis dalmanni is the source of this 432-nucleotide messenger RNA. RefSeq lists its product as uncharacterized. The transcript has a single exon. NCBI's taxonomy places the organism in Eukaryota, Metazoa, Arthropoda, Insecta, Diptera, Diopsidae. Bases 1 to 432 code for a protein of 143 amino acids. The record is from RefSeq and is a predicted model, not a curated record. Gene Ontology annotation, molecular function: structural constituent of ribosome. Gene Ontology annotation, cellular component: mitochondrial small ribosomal subunit.
AUGGCCUUUUUCCUAGCGUGGCACAAAUCCAUUGAUGAUUUACUCUAUGAUAUGAUACAACGCGAUUAUUUAUAUAAUGGCGUGGAACUCAUCGCGCUAUUGUAUAAAAUGCAUAACAUAUCCAUUGAUUAUAGAGAAACAUUAAAACAAAUCGAGAAUUGCAAACCGAAACGUGAUCCAGCUUUAGAGGAACUGCGAAAGGCUUUAAAGACAGAUCAGAGUAAUAUACAAGAAGAAAUAACUACAGCGAUUGGUAAGAGAUCUGAAGAUUUCCAGGUGGAUGAAAUUUGUAUUAAAUUCAUUGACCAAUAUAUACGAGAACAUGCACAGAAAAAGGUUCAACUGGAAUUGGCGCUACAAACGCUCAAAGAGUGCAACGAGGAGAAAAAGCAAUUGUUUGAAGGCCUAAGUAAAGCACAUGGUGUGCAGUGA